AUGGCUUUCGCAGGAAAUAUUCAGACAUCGCGCAAGAAUUGUGCCUCAACAAACUUUCCCUUUUGCAAAUCCAACGAGGAAUCAACAUUCCUUCAAGGAGAUUGCACGGAGUACGAUCAAAAUUUUGUCGGAUGUCAAAAUGAUGCGAAACCUGCUCUUCGGCGUGAUCAGUUGCGCGAAGCCUACGAGAAAAAACUGAGACUAAUACUGGCUAAAAAUGCCAGCGAGCAAUUGGAAACCCUCCACCGGCAGGAAGAAGAACGGAGCCAGCUGCGGAAACGGAUGAACUACUAUAUGGCAAAGGACAAUAAGCACGAUCCUCAGUAUAGUUUGCAACGCACGGAUGACGCUGUUACAUUUUGGAGUUAUAAAAAUCGUAGAAAUGGUAACCAUCGCAUAAAUAAUGCGUUCACGAAACACCAUGAUGAAAAAUUGGAUGUUCAGUUUGAAUAA
Messenger RNA from Anopheles coustani, 453 nucleotides. RefSeq lists its product as uncharacterized. The record is from RefSeq and is a predicted model, not a curated record. Lineage: Eukaryota; Metazoa; Arthropoda; Insecta; Diptera; Culicidae. The transcript is spliced from 2 exons. The coding region runs from base 1 to 453 and encodes 150 amino acids.